AGCAGCUCCUAGCAGCAUCAACAUCUAUUUGUCGCUUAUUUGCCCUGCAACAAUUCACCUGCCUUUCCUUCUCCCAUCCUUUUUCUGGAUAUGCCGCGAAAGGAUCCGUGCCAGAAACAAGCCUGUGAAAUACAGAAAUGUUUACAAGCCAACAACUACGUGGAAUCAAAGUGUCAGGCUGUCAUUCAAGAACUGCGUAAGUGUUGUGCUCAGUAUCCCAAGGGAAGAUCUGUGGUCUGUACAGGAUUUGAAAAAGAAGAGGAAGAAAACCUGACACGGAAGUCUACAGCAAAGUAAAUUUCUACUGAGAAGUUAAACGCUGCUUCAUGUUUCCAGCAAGCGAGUUUUAUUUAUCCUCCUUCCUUGAGGCCAGGUAGCAGCAAACAGCAAAUGAAAAAGUCAACUCUAAGAGAAUAUGCUGUCUAUGCAGCACAGACAGAAAAAUGUAUUAAGACAGCUAUGUAGAGUGUAAUAAAACUAAGCUGCUAAGAUAA
Messenger RNA from Oryctolagus cuniculus (rabbit), 494 nucleotides. It is a transcript of the gene CMC4, whose product is annotated as C-X9-C motif containing 4. Gene Ontology annotation, cellular component: mitochondrial intermembrane space. Lineage: Eukaryota; Metazoa; Chordata; Mammalia; Lagomorpha; Leporidae. The record is from RefSeq and is a predicted model, not a curated record.